This is a messenger RNA of Culex pipiens pallens (northern house mosquito), 1635 nucleotides long. Its product is annotated as phenoloxidase-activating factor 2-like. NCBI's taxonomy places the organism in Eukaryota, Metazoa, Arthropoda, Insecta, Diptera, Culicidae. The record is from RefSeq and is a predicted model, not a curated record. Gene Ontology annotation, molecular function: serine-type endopeptidase activity. Gene Ontology annotation, biological process: proteolysis. The transcript has 7 exons. The coding region runs from base 286 to 1503 and encodes 405 amino acids.
ACACUGUGUAACGUUUCGGGAAGCAUAAUAAAAGUUUAGUAGCACACACAUUUUGAUACACUUUCAAACAUGUUCGUAGUCUAACGGCAUUUGAUAUAUUUUACAUUGAAAACAUAUUUUUUUACGAAAAAUCUAAACACUUUAGGGUCCAACAUUUCAAUUUACUUGUUCAAAUUUGAUUUUGAUCCGACAAGCGUGGUUUGAUUGUGGGGAAAGCCACCCCUAUUAUCAUAAGUGCGUGAUAUUAAAAGAAUAUAGAAUAAUUAGGUAAAAUAAAAGCCAAACAUGGAAAUGGGAUGGAUACGCUUAACGGUCAGUGCAUGUUGGUUUCUGAUCUCGAUCGCCGCACAGGGUAUCAAUUUUCCCGAUGGUGGUGCAACUACCGUCGCCAGUAAUAAUGGGGAUUUAACCAGACAACAACCAGUGACCAAUGUAAGCACAGGUAUCAUAACCGGGACACUUCCUGGCACCGUUCCGUUACAAACGGGAAUAACUGGGAUAACUGCUUUGCCGGCAACCAAUCAAACUUGCAUAUGCGUUCCAACUGGGCGGUGCACGGGCAGUUCCGGUACUGGUUCCGUCGAUGGUUCCGGAAUGUUGGACGUCAGAAUAGUAACGUCUUCGUCAACAACGAAUACGAACAUUGUGACCGGAAUAACACCGAACAUCGUAACCCCCGCAACCUGCGCCGCGGGGCUGGAAAGGUGCUGUCUACCCGGAGGCUAUCAAUGCGGCUUGCAAUUCCCGCCCGUUGCCGCUGCGAGACAACCUGCAGCUGGACAGGCAGCUUAUGGCGAGUAUCCAUGGCAAGCAGUGUUGCUGGGACCAGGAGACAUUUACGUCGGUUCCGGCGCUUUGAUUGACCCGUUGAACGUUAUCACGGCGGCGCACCGAAUUAGCGAUUAUCUGUCUGGAACACGCGUGUUGCGAGUACGCUUGGGUGAGUGGGACGCAUCGGCUGCUUCGGAACCGAUUCCUGCUCAAGAGUAUACCGUUGUAAAAUAUUUUGUCCACCCUGGUUACAUUGCCGCGAACCUCAAGAAUGACAUUGCGAUGCUUCGACUAGCUUCCAGUGUAAAUUUGGGCGCAACACCAACCAUAACAACCGCUUGCCUUCCAUCUACGUCCUUCGUUGGUCAACGCUGUUGGGUAUCGGGCUGGGGAAAGAAUGAUUUUGUAAGCGGCUCCUAUCAAGCAAUUCAGAAGGAAGUUGAUGUUCCGGUAAAGUCGUCUAGUGAGUGUGAGGCAUCGCUGCGUACUACCAGAUUAGGAACUACGUUUUCUUUGGAUGCCAACAGUUUUAUAUGUGCGGGCGGAGAAGCAGGAAAGGAUGCUUGUACAGGCGACGGAGGAUCGCCGCUGGUUUGUGGUCUUGGUGGACGAUUUUUUGUUGUGGGGUUAGUGGCGUGGGGAAUCGGUUGUGGUACAUCGAACAUUCCAGGAGUUUAUGUCAACGUUGCUUCUUAUGUACCGUGGAUUAUGACCACAGUUAGUUCAAAUUAAAACAAAAUGUAUGUGCUAACAAUAUAUUUUCGCCAUUGUACUUUGGGGAUGCAUUUCAGCUUUAAAAGUAGCAAUAAAGCACGAUGCCAAAAAUAUUUGAAAAUAUAUUUGGAAAUCUACAACCAAACACAA